CGGUUGUCACAGAGUACAGACCAAUAACAUAGCAUGUCGUAGUCGCACUAUGACUUUUGCACAUAAUAUAAAUAAAAUAUUUAAAUAUUUUUUAUGCGGUUUUUGUAAAUAUAGUGAUAUAAUUAUGAGUAACAUCUUUAAAUCUUCUUUGGAAGGAAUCCAAUAGAUUACUUUAUGAAGGAACCCUACUAAGGUGUACAUGCAAGGCUACAUGUACAUAUUAUUAUUAGUAAGUUUAAUAUUUAUCCAAAUUCUAUGAAAGUGGAAGUCUCCAAGUCUUUAUAGGUAAGUACUAGAAAAAACAAAAAUGUUACGGCGUGAAGUUCUUAGAAAACAAGCACGAAACGUGGUCUACUAUGUCCAUUGCUACAUGGCAAAGGAAGCGGAGGAAGGCGUCCAUAACGUAAAACAAAUACAACAACGAACAGCUGAAGCUACCCAAACAAGCACUGUGACUGUACGCCGAAUCGUGAAAGAAGCAAAGGCUAAUGACAUGUGUAAAAUAACCAGAACCCCCGGCAAAAAAAGACUUAAACGUAAAAGAGUUACUGGAUUUGAUAAUUCUGAACUAGGUGCAAUCAAAAGAUUUAUUCAUACUUUUCACUUAACGUGUAAUGAAUUUCCUACCGUUAGCAAAUUACUACCUCAGUUGCAAAGCAAGUUUAAUUUUAAAGGUGCUGCUGGCAGUGUCAGGAGAAUCGUUAAGAGCAUGGGCUUUCGAUGGAAAAGAACAGAAGACAAAAAUAGAAUACUCAUUGAAAAGUCAAAUAUCAGGCUGAAAAGAAUUGAGUAUUUAUUUCAAUUACAACAAUAUUGUGAACAAGGAAGAAACAUAGUGUAUAGUGAUGAGCUUUAUUUAGAACGAGCAGUGGAGCAAAAAGCAGCCUCCAAAAGCCAACGUGUGGUUGCUAUACAUGCUGGCUCUGAAGCUGGGUUCAUACCUAACGCUUUACUUGUAGCUGAAUCACAUGAUGACUAUAGCAAUAUAAGUGAUGAUGUUUACUUUGAUUGGCUUCAAAACAAAUUAAUCCCAAAUCUUCCACCGAGAUCAGUUGUAGUAGUUGAUACUGCUUCCCCUCACGAUAAAGAAUAUGACCCAGCACCAAGCUCUAAUGCGAAGAGGUCUGACAUGACGGCCUGGCUUGAUCAGAAAGGAAUUCAUUAUACACCUGACAUGUAUAAACCUCAACUGUACCAACUAAUAAAUGAAAAUAAGGACCGUUUCAAAAUACUCGCUUUAGACAAAAUGUUAACAGAUUCCGGGCAUGACGUCUUACGUAUACCCGCACAUCAUCCAGAUUUAAACCCAAUCGAAAUGGCCUGGGCUGCAAUCAAAACUUAUGUCACUAGUAAAACCAAAGAGUUUAACGUAAGUAAAGUUAAUGAUUUCGUGAAAGAGAAAAUUGACGCAAUUGGUCCUGAAGAGUGGAAAAAAAUGUGUCAGGAAGUAAGGGAAAUUGAGGACAGUUACAGAAAUAACGAACUUAUAAUAGACACAUUAAGUGAGACUAUUGUAGCUGGAGAUAUGGACAGCAGCUCAGAAUCUGAGGACAGUGAUACUUCUUUAUCAUCUGAUGAAGACAAAUAAUAUAUUAUAACUCACUAGAUGUUGUAAC
Molecule: messenger RNA, 1616 nt
Organism: Maniola jurtina (meadow brown)
Lineage: Eukaryota; Metazoa; Arthropoda; Insecta; Lepidoptera; Nymphalidae
Exons: 3
Coding region: 308-1588 (426 amino acids)
Molecular function (GO): nucleic acid binding
Source: RefSeq, a predicted model, not a curated record